Messenger RNA from Penicillium malachiteum, 4020 nucleotides. Its product is annotated as HECT domain protein. Lineage: Eukaryota; Fungi; Ascomycota; Eurotiomycetes; Eurotiales; Aspergillaceae. Gene Ontology annotation, molecular function: ubiquitin-protein transferase activity. Bases 1 to 4020 code for a protein of 1339 amino acids. The record is from RefSeq and is a predicted model, not a curated record. The transcript has 3 exons.
AUGACCAGGCUCCGAGGAGCUUCCCUCGAUUCCCCUAACGCCCAGCCUGGCGGCGGCGACCGACAGUACUGUCGAUCCAAAGUGCCCCCAAACGCGCCGGAGGUCAUAAUCCAGAACACCAUCGAAGUUUCAAACUCAUCACAGGUUCUUCCAUGGUAUCGGGAUGAGCGUAGGCGGCGGUUCAACGUCUUAGUUCGAAGAUAUAAGAAUCAGCUCCUUCACGGCUGCGAUGACCCGGGCUGUCCGACUCCGACAUGUGCCAGCCGUCGCCGCCGGCUCAGCGAGGGACCGUAUCGUCGAUACACCGAGCUUAGCGCCCGAACCCUUGCUUGUUACCUCGCCAGUUUGGAUGACGCAGAGAGCGGCCUGUGCUGCAAUAACCCCAAAGACUCUUCCAACUUAAUGGCUCAGGACUACCACCGUAUCCCCUCACAACGGCCACAUACUUCCCAAGCACAAGUGACAGUCGCUGCAACCGCAUCGGAGGGCCAAAGCAGUUAUCUUCGCCGCCAAGAUCGCCAAAGUGGCAAUGCAUUUCGGAAUAGGAUGAACCAAUCACGGAUAUCAGGUCCUUCAAAGGGAAUUGAUGCGAUGGGUUCCCCGACUCCGAAUGGUCACCCCAGCGCUUAUUACUUUCAGGACCUCGACUACGCUGCGGAACAGCCAUUAAAGGACCCAAAGUCAUUCACACAAAACCUCUUCGAUACCCUCUCCCUCCGAAUGGUUGAAUGGCUUCCGCUACGUCGCACUGCAGACUUUUUUCCACUCAAUUUCAAGCAAGAAUCGUCGCAGCCGAGAAACGAAGGGCCCCGUCCGGAGCAAGGACAUGCAUCACAGGAUAAAGAAUCAGGGAAAUCGAAGCCACAUGUGGAGACAACAGCUUCGACACAUUCGCAGAAUUCCCAUCCACGUACCCCUUCAUCCCGAUCUUCAGGAAACGCAACUUCGGCAGUCGAGCUCAAGAUUCAAAAUCAGCAUGUCAAGCGAGUUUCAUUGACAGAGGUUGAUCAAUGGCGGCAAUCCCCUCGGUCAAGUUUGGAUGAUAAAAAGCGGCCUGAAUACAAGACGCGCAAAGUCUCCGUUAACUCACAUCUUGGUACAAACGAUUUCGCGAGCAUGCCAUCCCCGCCAGCACUGAAGCAUCGACCACAGAAACACCGGGGUAGAAUUGGCGAAUUUGAGAAUGCUCGACCAAAAGAACGUUCCAAGAAUGAACGCCGCGUGUCUUGGGAUAGUCAAAAAGUUAUCAACCAGCCAUCUUUGGGACAAGGCCCCGCGAAUCUAAAUUUUCUACCCCCACAAAGUGACAUUGAAAUCGAAACCCCAAGCAACCGCAAAGCUAAAGCUGGUGCUCGUCAUCAUUCACCAGACACCAUCCCAAUGGCCCAGACAGUAACUCAUUUCACGUCGGACAUCAUAGAUGGGCUGGGUCAAAUCAUGAUGGAAUCUGCAGAGGAGGAAGAAACCUGGAAGGACGAGUUGGAGCGCAUUCAAUCGACAGGAAGUUUUGAUAAUCCUGAGUGGCGGUUUGCUACGCCACGUCAACGCCAGGUAUUCCCAUUUAUCUCACAAAGUGUAUACUUUGUGUUUAGUAACACAACACAUAUUCUACGCUCCUUCGGAGUGGAUUCGGUGGCCCUUUCUGCGCUUACACGUGAAGGGAUUGACAAUCGCCUUAAUGUGCCGCACCUUCAAGGCUCGUUGAGACGUCUCUUUACUGUUUGUCCUUGGGAUAUCGCCUUGCACAGCCUCUGGAGUGCACUGGACAAGCUAUUUGUGCCCCCGCAGGAUUUUUCAUCUUCUGCCCGACACUCCCGUCGUUCUUCUCGCAGCUCGACCAUGACUGGCCCUACUACAGCCCCGGCGGCAGUUCGGCGUAUCUCCGAGGGUGCAAAUGAUGAACAUUUAUCCGACGUGGAUGCUGCAUAUGUUGCUACGGUUGCGCUAUUCGCUUUAGUCAGCUCGAUUCCGGAUAUCGAUGUCCGAACAUGGCGUCAAAUCCUUCAAAUGCGGGCUGCGGGUGGCGUUGCGUCAUCCACUGUUAUGCGCAAGUUCUCUUCGGAUGAAGCUCAACAGGCCGUUGAAGCCACUGACAAACUUGAACAUGAACUUGGUCUUCGCUUGGUCAAUCGGCUUGUCCGCGCUCUGAGCGCCCGCCUUGCAUAUCAUGAAAUAUCCAAGGCACGCCAGGUCUACACGUUAGAUCUUCCGAAACAGCACAAGAUUAGUGUUCUGGAUCGCAUAGUAGACCACCUCAGCGAGCAUCACAUUAUCCAACAGUCUGCAGAUGAUGGCCCAUCGCACCAGCCGACUGGCCCCGCACCUGUAAUUGUGGAAUGGUUACGAACGCUUUUGCUGCGUGAGUGGGAUGGCAACCCUGAGAUGGCCCGCAGUAGUGCCGCAGGAGGUGCAGUGCAAUUAUUGGCUAUGAUGUACAAAGAGCGAAAUAGGCUGGGCCUAUUCCCAGAAGACUUCCAUACACCCCUUCUCGCAGAGCGGCUGGACCCUCUGGAGAUGCCUGUGGCAUGGGUGGGUAGCCUGCCAAACAACCGCACGAUCCACCUCAUGUCCUAUUCCUUCCUUUUCCCACCAUCCUUCCUCGUCAUUUAUUUCCGAGCACUGAACUACUCCGCUAUGUCCAAAUACUACGAAGCUGCCAUGACCACCACCAGACAUGUUACCCAGACUGCAUACAGUAAUGCAAUCACCAUUCGUGAUGAGUCGCUAUUGCAACGGAUGAAGGUUUCUAUGUCGACCUAUUUCGUGCUGAAUGUUCGACGAGACAGAGUUCUUACCGAUGCUCUGAAUCAGCUCUGGCGACGAGAAAAACGAGAGCUGAUGCGACCACUUAAAGUUCAGAUGGGCAUGGAUGAAGGCGAAGAAGGUCUCGACCAUGGUGGUGUUCAACAAGAAUUCUUCCGAGUUUUGAUGGCAGAAGCCCUGAAUACAUCAUAUGGCAUGUUUACCAUGGAUAGCCGACAUCGAAUUUCCUGGUUCCGGCCGUGCUCUUUAGAGCCUCUUUACAAAUUCGAGCUUCUCGGUCUUUUGAUGUCUAUCGCGGUGUACAAUGGCUUAACAUUACCUGUCAAUUUUCCGGUUGCAUUUUACCGCAAGCUUCUAGGACUGAAGGUGAAGCACUUGGAUCAUAUUCGGGACGGGUGGCCCGAGCUCAGUCAAGGUCUUGAGAUGCUUCUGUCAUGGUCUGACGGUGACGUUGGGGAUAUUUUCAUGCGUACAUACGAGUUCAGUUUUGAAACAUUCGAUGGCAUUGAAAGCAUUGACAUGCAGAAAGUUGACAGAGAUGCGGUUUGGCCAGCUCCGAACAAAGCUCCUGCAGCAGGUCCUGUUGGAGAUUCUACAACAUCCGAUGUCUCUGUUUCUUUUGACCCGCCAAGUAGAAGUGCAUCUGAGUCUCUCACAGCGGAGGGAGACAACCUCCCUGCUCCGUCCGUGUCAGAAUCCUCACCGCUAUCAUCCACCGCGCCUCCAUCUGACGAAGCUCCCAUGGUGACCAACCAGAAUCGGCAACAAUUUGUGAGCGAUUACAUCUUCUGGUUAACCAACAAGUCUAUUCGACCUCAGUUCGACGCUUUCGUUCGAGGCUUUUACACCUGCCUUGAUCGAUCUGCUCUUUCGAUCUUCACCCCUGAAGCACUCAAGGCUGUGGUAGAAGGUCUUCAAACGAUUGACAUGAAGGAAUUGGAGACCCAUGCCCGAUAUGAAGGUGGUUUCGGACCGGAACAUCGUAUCAUUCGAGACUUCUGGAGUGUAACUCAAGCUUACUCGGAAGAGAAAAAAGCGCGCCUUCUGGAAUUUGUCACUGCUAGUGAUCGAGUUCCCGUCAAUGGUAUCUCAAGCAUCAUGUUUGUGAUCCAGAAGAACGGCGUUGGAGAUGAGCGUCUCCCGACAAGUCUCACAUGUUUCGGUCGACUCUUACUGCCCGAGUAUACUUCUAAGGAGACUCUGGCAGAGAAGCUCGACAAAGCUCUUGAAAAUGCACAAGGAUUCGGCGUUGCAUAG